AUGGCUCAUCCUCUGGAUUCCGCAGCCAAGGAGAAGACACCACUACGAUCAUGGAGGAAGAAAUACCGCAAGCUGAAGAUCCGAUUCGAGAACGCGAUGGAGGACAGCAACAAGCUCUAUACCGAUGAACAAAAGGCCUUGAGCCUAGCGAAGCGUCUGCAAGAACAGAAUGACCAACUCCGAGAGAUCCUCCUGGAAGUCAACCAAAGCGACCUCAUCCCCCCCGAACAAGCCUUCAAUCUCAACCUCAUCGAUUCCGAUCCCACGACAUUCGGGUUGAGUCGAUCGGAGAUCCGGACGCGCAUGGAAUCCCCCGGAGAGUACGCGUCCGCCAUCCUCGACAUCGAUCACGAAGAGGAAUUCCUCGCAUCCCUCGACCAAAUCGACCCGUCCACCGACGCGCCCACUCCCGACGCCCCUCCCAGUCGCCCCGUCAAGAAGUCUUUCACCGACAAAGACCUCGCCCUCCGCAACCCCAUGUCCGUCAUCAACUGGCUGCGACGCAACCAACCCGAAGUAUUCCUCCAAGACAAGCCCUCCAAAGAACCCAAAGACCCCAAAGAACCGCACGAAAACGGCUCCGAGAAAUCGACGCGCGGCAUCGGCAGAAAGCGGGGAAGCCUCACGCACGCGCUUCCCUCGACCUACAAGCCCGAACUGCUGGAUGACGAGAUCGGGUUCGUCCUGGAGGAGAAGGCACCGGCCAAGCGGUCGCGGAAGAGCAUCGAGGACGAGCCAUAUCGGCCGAAGGGCGGGAAGUCGUCGAAGCGGAAACGCGACGCGGGCGAUUCGGAACGAGGGGGGAAGAAGAAGGCGAGAGCAUCGCUGGGCUCGGUGGCGAGUGGUGCGCAUAAGGAGUGA
Molecule: messenger RNA, 861 nt
Organism: Eremomyces bilateralis CBS 781.70
Lineage: Eukaryota; Fungi; Ascomycota; Dothideomycetes; Eremomycetales; Eremomycetaceae
Exons: 3
Coding region: 1-861 (286 amino acids)
Biological process (GO): chromatin remodeling
Cellular component (GO): Ino80 complex; nucleus
Source: RefSeq, a predicted model, not a curated record